Messenger RNA from Helianthus annuus (common sunflower), 1407 nucleotides. RefSeq lists its product as uncharacterized. Bases 1 to 1407 code for a protein of 468 amino acids. The record is from RefSeq and is a predicted model, not a curated record. Gene Ontology annotation, molecular function: zinc ion binding; nucleic acid binding. Lineage: Eukaryota; Viridiplantae; Streptophyta; Magnoliopsida; Asterales; Asteraceae. The transcript has 2 exons.
AUGUUUGCGGGAAGUGGUGCGGCUAUCCAAAGUCCAGCUAGUAUCAUACAGAAUGUCAACCUGGAAAAUGAAUUGGGAACAAUGCAAAAGCCACCCAAACUGAUGAGCUUAGAUGAAUAUUCUGGAUGGUCCGGAAGAUUUAAAAACUGGGUUCAGGCCAAUCAUUUUGAGUGUUGGAUGAAGAUCGAAAAGAAAUACGUACCUCCAAUUGAUGGGCUCAGGAUGGUUAAAACUAUUGGAAGUCUUACAGAUACUGAACAUGCAGAUUUUAAAGCUGAAAAGAAAAUGGUGAGCAUCUUGCAACAAGCCAUUAAAGAAGACAUCCUUGUACUGCUACAACAUGAUAAAAGUUCACAGUCAAUCUGGCAAGCGCUAGAACUGAAGUUUAAAGGAAGUGCUUCUAUGAUCAAGAGCAAAAAGGCACUUAUCAAGAAAGAGUUCGAUAUUUUUACUGGAAUCAAAGGAGAGUCAACGAAACAGUUAAUCGAAAGAUAUUGUCACCUUGAACAGUCUUCGCCUCAAAGCUCUACCGGAUCUAAUCAUCAGGCGUAUGUUUCUGGAGUACAGUGUAAUAUCGCAGUGAACAUCAAAAAUGGAAACGAGAUAACGGAAACUGCUGCGAAGCAACAUAUUGCACUACUCGCUUCCGUUCUCGAGGCAUAUGAAGGUCUAGUUGCGGGGAAAAUUGGAAAUCCGGACAUGACAAAGGAGGACUAUGACCAAAUAGACCCCGAGGAGCUUGAACUGAUUGACAUUAAAUGGGGUAUGGCAAGCCUAGUUCAUCGUGCUCAAAGGUUCAUGGAAAUCACGGGAAGAAAUAGUUUAUCAGGUCCGGAUCAGAAGCUGGGAUUUGAUAAGUCGAAAGUAACAUGUUUCAAGUGUAAAGAACGCGGUCACUUUAAACGUGAAUGCCCAAACCGUGAAGUCAACAAUCACCAAAACCCAUUCACCAAUGAUUACUAUCGACGGGCAAUCUACCAUCGACCGAACCAACAGCAAACUGUUCAAAGGCCACAGUUAGAAAACAAACCUGAAAAGGCGUUGAUUGUGAACCAAGAUGAUGAACAGGUAGCUGCAGGUUUUAGCUGGGAUAAAUAUAUCCCUGGUAAAGAUGAUCAGGCAAUGAUGGCAGAGGUGGUUGAGAUUUCUGAGGUAGUGACUGAACCGGAGGUUGUUGAUGAAGUUGUUUCUGAAGUUGUUGAGGAGAUUCCUACGGAAAAUGUUAUAGAUGUUGAGGAAUUAGCAGCUGAAGCUUACUACUAUCAAUCACAACAGGAGGAGUUAGUUUAUACUAUGAAAUCAGUUAUGCCUCCUAAUUGUUUGAUUCUUUUGCAGGUUAUUUCGAGGAACCAAGAACCGGAUCUUGUCCUAGAUUUGAGGAGAAGAAAGAAGCUGUUGAAGAAGUGA